AUGAUGUUGGCCUGCAAAGGAACGGUCAGUGGCAACUCUUCACUACUACGAGUAGCGUCACCAGACAUGGCUUCGAGUUUAGAAAGCUUUCCAAACCCAUCUCCACCCAGACCUUCGGUCAAAGCCCCCCUCGGUCACAGUUCUAUUCGAGCCUCCUCCCAAACAGAGAAACUUGAAAGCCGUCGAGGUUGCGCUAGACACCGCCAUUAUUCCAUCCACAUCCAUCCGCAGGCCAAAAAAAAUUCUGGUACCUCUAGCCCGCAUCCAGUCCCUCAUCUCGGCCAAUCUGGACAGCAACACGUUUCCACUCGACUUGCCCAAGUGCAACCAAGUCGAUUUUUUCAAGGCGUUCUUCCUUCACGACAUCAAUUGUGCGAUCUUUUUCAUCGACCAGAAGAACAAAAGACCGUCAACGCCAAGGAAACUUCAAGGCUGCUAUGGAAAAAGAAAACCAAAGCUGUCCACAACCCCUCUCAUUCUCGCGCACCACUGGCUCCAUGCCUCUCGUUCCCCGUCAUGGUCUUGUCUUCAAUUUCUCGACUCGGCAGUGGUGACUCGAUCAAAAUCCUUCCCAAAUUCCAACGCCCCAAUUUUCUUCAAAACAAGAGCGCAUCGAAGGCAAAGCAAGAGCGUGUAAACUUUUCACCGUCAGCAUCCCGCUCCCCAACCAUCCAGAAGGCUGUCGAUAGGUAUCGGAGUCAAUGUCACGAGGAUGAUAAGGAAUCCCUGACGGCCUUUCUCAAGAAUGCCGGGGACCAUUUGGAUGAUGAAGACAAUGAAGAUGAAGAUCAAUUGCGAAACCCAGCCAAGGCAACUCUCAAUUUCUUUAAAAUGGUUCCUCGCGUAUCAGAGCACCCACAUCCUACGCGGUCCUCAUCGUUUGGAUCAAGUCAUAGUUCGUCGUCCAGCGAUUCAAGUCAAAAAAUCUACUCGCCUGCCUCCCAGACUGUUUCCGGUGUAGCAUCAUCCAACCAACAUUCUUGCAAUCGUGCGCAACAUCUUGCCAAUCGCCACCAAAGAGGUUCUGGAUUGGACUUUUUGGAAUUGUAA
This is a messenger RNA of Puccinia triticina, 1050 nucleotides long. RefSeq lists its product as uncharacterized. The transcript has 2 exons. Bases 1 to 1050 code for a protein of 349 amino acids. The record is from RefSeq and is a predicted model, not a curated record. NCBI's taxonomy places the organism in Eukaryota, Fungi, Basidiomycota, Pucciniomycetes, Pucciniales, Pucciniaceae.